AUGUGGCUGGCCCUCCUUUAUAGCAUUAUGUGCUUCACAACGGCUAGCAAUCUUGGGAUAGGAACAGAGCAGGGGGCCUGGAGGUCUAGCAAACCUAAUACGUCUCAUCCAGAGUACCUGGAACAACUCAUUGACUGUCUCAUCCUUGGAGAUUACAGUCGCGGAGGCCCUCAUGCUAUGGAAGCGCUCCUCAAUUACUGCUUAUUUGAACACGUAAGACGUCGCGAUCCCGACACAAGGAACUGGUCACUUCUAGGCGUCAUUCUACGCCUGGCAUUCCGAAUGGGCUGUCACCUUGAACCUUCACGCUUUCCUGUGAUCAGUCCGUUUCAAGGGGAGCUCCGAAGAAGGUUGUGGAUGAUGUUAUACGGCAUGGACAUGGUGUUCUCUUUACAAAUGGGAAUGCCCCGCAUGAUUAAAGACGAGAAUAGCGACAUUAUGCCUGCCCGCAAUCUUUUCGAUACUGAUUUCGACGAAGACACAAUGGAACUACCACCAUCGCGCCCAUUUGGGGAGAUUACACCCAUGUCAUUCUGGCUGGCAAGGCAUGAGUUUAUGGUCAUUAUGGCCAGUAUUGCUGAUCUCGCUAUUUCAACUACAGUAACCAACGAACCUUGCUCCGAACAGAAAAUGCGACACUUGGACGAACUCUUGAGGAACACUUACGAAAGACUUCCGGGGGGCAUAAAAUUUACCUCCAUAUCAGCCUGUCUAUUUGCUACCUCGGAAGAUAUCAGCAACAGGCUGAGUCUCGCCGUCAUUCUACGCAAAUGUCUCAUCAUUCUCCAUUACCGGCACGUCAUUGGAGGGACAACAAAUGGCCAAGAGCACUCUCCCGCAGGCGCUCCCCAAAUGAAAGUGAGUUGCGGAUGUAGCUCAGAAUUUUGUGCCGAGUCUGUGCGAAAGUGUGUUGAUGCCGCCAUGCAACUUCUUGAAUACCAGGAUUUGAUCCACUGCGAGACUGCGAGUGGCGGCGCCCUUGCGUCGCAAGGUUGGAGGUUGUCUGCGUCGACAAUCCUCCAUGAGUUUUUAAUGGCAACCUCAGUACUCUGCAAAUAUCUGUAUUCCAUAUCCAAGAGUCAGAGUGUGGACGGAGCUUCAAAAGAUUCAGAAGUGGUGCUUAACGUCAAAGCGGCACUUUUACGAGCAAACAACAUGUUGCAGUCGCAGAGCCAUAGUUCAAGAGAUGCAGAGAAGACUGCCAACAAGCUUGGAGCUCUUUUGAAUAUGCUUCAGGUCUACAAUCACAAUGAAAAUGCACCACUGCCAGCCACUACCCCAGACGACUUGACAGAUUUUUCACUAGCGUGUUGGCCGUUAAUGAAUCAGGAUAGCUUUAUGGACGAAAGGAAUUUGUUUUUCUUGUAG
Messenger RNA from Colletotrichum truncatum, 1368 nucleotides. Lineage: Eukaryota; Fungi; Ascomycota; Sordariomycetes; Glomerellales; Glomerellaceae. The record is from RefSeq and is a predicted model, not a curated record.